AUGAACGGCCAGCCAAUACCUGGCUACUUCUGGGACGCAGAGAAGAAGAAAUACUUCAGGAUCCAAAACCAAACCGCAGCUCAGGGAUCAAAUCUCAAAUACUCUUCAGCAAACAUCAAGAAGACAGAAAGAAAAGAGCGCAUCCAGAAUGUCGCACUCGCGCGUUCCAAUAAGCUUAAAAAGGAGCGAGUCAUCAGGCGCAACCCGAACAGCUUUGCUCAGACAAACAUCGAUAGAGAAAUAGGCCUUAGAAGACGGUCACGCUAUAUACAUGGUCUUUGGCCUGACGCAUGCGCAGCCGGUAUUGAACAACGUCCCGAAAAGGUGCUACCUCCAUGUGGACUCCGACUCUUUGCCAAAGACCCAGUACAUCAUACGAUAUACACAGUCCAAGGGCAAAAAUUUACACCGAAAGACUGCUCAGCUAUCUGGGGUGCUGCUGCCAGACCAACGACAUUCACGGCAUCACCAGGUCUCGCAAACAGUGUCGCAGCGACCUGGACCGAGCACCUCGCAGUUGCAGCCUCGAGUUCGAUGCUACUGUUCACUCGCUCACAGGGAGGUGCCUGGGACUCUCAAGCUGUAAUCAAGUCACUUGAAUCUGAUCUUCUGGCCUUGGAGUGGAUAUCGUAUACUACUGUCGCGCUCGGCUGUCGAGACGGAACUAUCCGACUAUACGACACAAGAUCAGGGGGCUCAAGUCACGUCUUGACACAUCCAGCGCCCAUCUCAAAGCUCAAGCGUGCCGACGACGAGACUAGAUUGAUAUGCUCGGGGCUCAACGACACGCUUUUCCUAUACGACAUUCGCGCACCCCGCUUAUCUCGAAACUCAUCGCGAAAGACGUUCAAUUACGACAACCAUCACUACAAUGAAGAGUACUUCAAGACCUUGUAUCCGACUCAUCGUGAUAGUCACAAACGCCGCAAGCUCAACCACAAAGCUUUCAAAAAUUGGUCGCAGCCAGUCAUGACUUUCGCCCACCUAAACAGAGACGAGCUGGAACUGGACAUCGAUGUACAUCCAAGACUCGGACUCUUAGCGGCAGCCCAAGACACAACGGAAGGCACAGUGAUCCGUAUUAGCAACAUCUGGACGGGUAAAUCUGUCAAGGAGAUUGAUCCAGGAAGCACGCGGCAGGCGAAAAUCCGCGCACUCAAAUUCGUUGAAAGCGGUUUUGACGGCAAUGUCGACCUUUGGUCGUGUUGGGGUGGUGGGAUUGCGAAAUUUGGGUGGUCACACAGUAGGGGUCUUUAG
Molecule: messenger RNA, 1257 nt
Organism: Alternaria conjuncta
Lineage: Eukaryota; Fungi; Ascomycota; Dothideomycetes; Pleosporales; Pleosporaceae
Exons: 2
Coding region: 1-1257 (418 amino acids)
Cellular component (GO): Cul4-RING E3 ubiquitin ligase complex
Molecular function (GO): protein binding
Source: RefSeq, a predicted model, not a curated record